CCGGCGAGGGAGCGCGCACGGAGCGCGGGACAGAGCGCAGGGCAGACGGACCCACGGACGGACGGACGCCCCCGCACACGCAGACGCGCAGAGCUCCGCGAGGUCCCCGUCACAUACACACAUUCACACACUCGCGCUGACACACACAGGGACACACGCACACUCGCGCGCGCACAUCCUCCCGCCAGCCUGCCCGCCCGCUCGCCGGCGCCCGGAGCCCUCUGGCCGAGUGUUGUUUGCAACGAAGACCAAAAGCCAGAAGAGAAGAGAGCUGAGGACUAUGGGCAGCAAGAGGCCGACCUGUCACUACUAGCUGUGUGCCCUUGGGCAGGUCACUGGACUUCUCCGAAUCUCCAUUUCCUCAUCUGGAAACUACAAGAUGAAGCCUCAGGGGUCCAGAGUGAAAAAGGAUUGCCCAAAGUCAUAAGCAAGUGGGGAGCGGAGUUUAAAAGGAGUGAGAGAGAGAGAACCACGCUGCUGAUGACUCCGAAGGAGGGGCCCUGGACAUGUGCUGCAGCGAGAGGCUGCCCGGUGUCCCCCAGCCGGUAGGGAUGGAGGCGCUGGACCAGGCCGAGGGGCCCGCGGCCUCACAGAGAGCGAUGCCACCGCCCCCACCUGCUUCACCGCCCUCAGAGCCAGCUCAGAAGCCGCCACCUCGAGGCGCCGGGAGCCACUCCCUCACUGCCAGAAGCAGCCUGUGCCUGUUGGCUGCCUCCCAGUUCCUGCUCGCCUGUGGGAUGCUCUGGCUCAGCGGCUUUGGCCCCAUCUGGACGCAGAACACCACAGACGUCGUCUCCUCCGCGCUCACGUUCCUGGAGCGGCUGGGACCCUCGGCCUGGCUGGGCACUGGGACCUGGGACGUCCCCAGUCUGCUGCUGAUCUCUCUGUGUGUGAUCUUCAUCACCACCCUGGUGUGGCUCUUUCUGAGGGCUCCCCCAGAACCACCCAGCCCGCUGCCCCCCGAGGACAGGCGCCAGUCGGUAAGCCGUCAGCCCUCGUUCACCUACUCGGAGUGGAUGGAGGAGAAGGUCGAGGAUGACUUCCUGGAUCUGGACCCCGUCCCCGAGACCCCUGUGUUCGACUGCGUGAUGGACAUCAAGCUGGAGGCCGACCCCACCUCCCUGACCGUCAAGGCCAUGGGUCUGCAGGAGAGGAGGGGCUCCAACGUCUCCCUGACCCUGGACAUGUGCACGCCGGGCUGCAACGAGGAGGGCUUCGGCUAUCUCAUGUCCCCCCGUGAGGAGUCAGCCCGAGAAUACCUGCUCAGCGCCUCCCGCGUGCUCCAGGCCAAAGAGCUUCACGAGAAGGCCCUGGACCCCUUCCUGCUGCAGGCAGAAUUCUUUGAAAUCCCCAUGAAUUUUGUGGAUCCGAAAGAAUAUGACAUCCCUGGGCUGGUGCGGAAGAACCGAUAUAAAACCAUCCUUCCCAACCCUCACAGCAGAGUGUGUCUGACCUCACCAGACCCUGACGACCCUCUGAGUUCCUACAUCAACGCCAACUACAUUCGGGGCUACGGUGGGGAAGAGAAGGUGUACAUCGCCACUCAGGGACCCAUCGUCAGCACGGUCGGCGACUUCUGGCGCAUGGUGUGGCAGGAGCACACGCCCAUCAUCGUCAUGAUCACCAACAUCGAGGAGAUGAACGAGAAGUGCACCGAGUAUUGGCCGGAGGAGCAGGUGGUAUACGAUGGCGUGGAGAUCACCGUGCGGAAAGUCAUCCACACUGAGGAUUACCGGCUCCGACUCAUUGCCCUCAGGAGCGGGACGGAAGAGCGAGGCCUGAAGCAUUACUGGUUCACGUCCUGGCCCGACCAGAAGACCCCAGACCGCGCGCCCCCACUCCUGCACCUGGUGCGGGAGGUGGAGGAGGCGGCCCAGCACGAGGGGCCCCGCUGCGCCCCCAUCGUGGUGCACUGCAGCGCAGGGAUUGGGAGGACCGGCUGCUUCAUCGCCACCAGCAUCUGCUGCCAGCAGCUGCGGCACGAGGGCGUGGUGGACAUCCUGAAGACCACGUGCCAGCUCCGUCAGGACAGGGGCGGGAUGAUCCAGACGUGCGAGCAGUACCAGUUCGUGCACCACGUCAUGAGCCUCUACGAGAAGCAGCUGUCCCGCCAGCCCCCGGAGUGACCACACGCCUCCGCGAGGUCCUCUGGUACCUCCCAGCCUGAGUCGGGGCCCUCCUCGCAGCCACACCCAGGACCCUGCCUCAGGUCCCGGCCUGCUCCCCGUCCCUCCCGCUUCCUUCUCUUCAGUUUG
Molecule: messenger RNA, 2255 nt
Organism: Dama dama (fallow deer)
Lineage: Eukaryota; Metazoa; Chordata; Mammalia; Artiodactyla; Cervidae
Gene: PTPN5
Product: protein tyrosine phosphatase non-receptor type 5
Exons: 16
Coding region: 507-2126 (539 amino acids)
Biological process (GO): protein dephosphorylation
Molecular function (GO): protein tyrosine phosphatase activity
Source: RefSeq, a predicted model, not a curated record